Molecule: messenger RNA, 1871 nt
Organism: Ceutorhynchus assimilis (cabbage seed weevil)
Lineage: Eukaryota; Metazoa; Arthropoda; Insecta; Coleoptera; Curculionidae
Source: the annotation of a GenBank genome assembly
AACUACCAUCAACUACCAUUAUAAUUUUAGAAGGUAGUGAAUACAAUAAAGUACUGAAAAUUAUAAGGAAGUGAUUCAAAUGGAAGAUAACUCAGUACCACUAGAAAAAAUGGUGGGACCUGAAAUGGAUUUCCUUCAGCUUAAUACACCAGAUGUACCCAUCCUAGUUCAACAAAUCUCCGAAGAAGCAGCCUUUGAAGGCUUCGAAACAUCGACUUAUUACAGAGAGAACACUUUGGGCAUGACAGUGACCUCAGGCAGUGUCACCAUCAAAAAAGAUGAAAACAACCUCAUAGGCAUCAGCAUAGGAGGCGGAGCCCCACUUUGCCCCUGCCUCUAUAUAGUCCAGAUAUUUGACAACACUGCAGCUAGCAGAGAUGGUACUCUACAAUCCGGAGACGAACUUGUGUCUGUUAAUGGACAAUCGGUCAAAAAUAAGACGAAAGUUGAAGUAGCCAAGAUGAUUCAAGCAGCAAAGGAUGAAGUAAUCAUUCAUUAUAAUAAACUGCACGCUGAUCCACAACAAGGCAAAAGCCUGGACAUUGUAUUGAAGAAAAUGAAGCACAGAUUAGUUGAAAACAUGAGCUCAUCUACAGCAGACGCUUUGGGGCUGUCCAGAGCAAUUUUAUGCAACGACACUUUAGUAAAAAAAAUGCAAGAGCUGCAGGACACUGAAUUUAUGUAUAAAGGGCUCGUGGAUCAUUGCAAAAGAGUCUUGCACGCAAAUAUGGAACUUUUACAAACAAUCAAAGCCAUGGGUGAUGUUUUCGCUUCUUUAGCCGUUAGAGAACCACAGCCCAGAGCCAGCGAAGCUUUCCGGCUAUUCGGAGAGCAACACCGAAACAUGGAAAAGGCUGGACUUGAUAUGAUCCAGAAAGUUAAACCUGUGCUGUCUGACAUGGGUACGUACCUUCAUAAGGCCAUUCCAGACACCAGAUUAACAGUAAAAAAAUAUGCAGAUGCUAAAUUUGAAUAUUUGGCUUAUUGCUUGAAAGUCAAAGAAAUGGACGAUGAAGAAUGCGGAUAUGCUGCCUUACAGGAACCAAUAUACAGAGUUGAAACUGGAAAUUAUGAAUACAGAUUGAUCCUGCGAUGUCGUCAACUAGCCAGAACUCGUUUCGCAAAGCUCAGAGCUGAUGUGCUCAUAAAAAUGGAGCUCCUGGAUAACAAACACGUCCAGCAACUAGGUGGUCAACUGGUGCGCAUUAUAAAAGCUCUAAGUGAGAUGCACCAGCGUCAUCUGGAAGCCUUAGCAGGACCUGCAUUAUUUCCUGUAGAAGUAGACUUAUCGAAUAGUGCUUUCCAAUAUAAAAGCACUACACCAGUGGUACCUAUGUUCAAUGAAGAUGAUGAUGAUCAUGAAAUAGAUCAAGCCGAAGAAAUCACGGAUUCAUUGUAUACAAUUAACGAUAAAGAAGUUGCUGAUGAUAGUAAUGAUUUUACACCAUUAUUGCCAGAUUUGCCAGAGACUACAACCACUGAGCCUAAUUAUGAUGAAAUGGAUAAUUUGACUCUAUUGUCAACGUUGUGUUUAAACGAUAGUCCUAGAAAAAUUGACGAAGGAGAUUUAUUAACUAAUCUAGAUUAAAUAAAUUUGUUUCAUUUAUUGUGAAUAUUUUUAUAAAAUUAUUAAUAUACCGAGUAAAGGGGUCCAAUAAUACCACCGCUAAUCACAGAUUUGUUCACGCUACUUUUCCUUAGAAACUUUUCAGUAUUGUCCUUGUGCAACAGGCUAAUUACACCAGAUUGUCCUACUAAAGGAGUCUUGGACAAAUUUUCUGAUUCCUCCUUGUACAAAUGGUGACUUUCUUCUUCAGGUGGUGCAGUUGCUAACACUUGAGGCUGUUGGUAGAGAGGUUGACCAAUAGGAC